AUGUCUUCUAGUUCUCAGAAGAACCCUUUUGGCAAUAGUAUUCCAACCAGGCCUGGGAAGGCACCAGAAAAAUCAAAUUUUGCCCACACCUGCAACCUCCUGAGUCAGUAUGUUAAAGAGAGAGGUGGCAGUCUCAAGGACCUGAAUUUCGCCGGAAUUGCUGCUGCGAAGAACUCGGAAGCUUUAGCUAAAAAUGAGGAAUCUAAAGCUAUGACCAGCACCACAACCCUGAAUUUACUUAACAGUAUUGGGAAUUCCUGCCAGCCCUUAUCUCGAACGGGAAAAUCUGUGGAUCUGUUUUUCUCAUCUGCUUCGUUGGCCACCAAUUCUGGCAAUUCUGAGCAUGCUUUUGCCACCAGAGAGGCUACCUCUAGCAUGGAGGCAGCUGCAGCUAUGGAACCUAAGAGACCACAGAUGACUAUAUUCUACGCAGGGAAAGUUCUGGUUUUUGACGAUUUCUCAUCUGAGAAAGCUCAGGAAAUUAUGGCUCUGGCUAGCGGUGGCGCAGCCUCUCUCAGUGAUCAUGUUUGCGGCAGCUGGAACCAGCUCCCUGAAAAUGAUGCAUCAGACAAAACGUUUAAUUGUUCUGCUGUUGGUGGCAUGAAUGCUACGGUGGCCUCUUGCUCUAAAGACCUGAGCAUCAAUCCUGCUCCACAAGAAUCUGUGAAGCUGAAACAACCAAAGGCUGAAGCAAACUCUUCUGAUUUGCCAAUUGCAAGGCGAUCAUCACUUCAUCGGUUCCUGGCCAAGAGAAAAGAUAGGGCCGGCGCUAGGGCACCGUAUCAAUUGCACAACAACAAUAACAACAAUGACCGUCCUGAAAGCUCUUCCAAGAAUGAUCAGGAACAGCUUGAGCUGAAAUUAUAA
Molecule: messenger RNA, 867 nt
Organism: Oldenlandia corymbosa var. corymbosa
Lineage: Eukaryota; Viridiplantae; Streptophyta; Magnoliopsida; Gentianales; Rubiaceae
Source: the annotation of a GenBank genome assembly